AUCCCCCACCACCGUCUCCGCGCGCCCCCCACCCACGUACACCCCGGGCGCGCGCCGCGCCUAAGCGCAGUGCGGAAUCUAAUCGAAGCCGUCGGGCACCCUCCACGUCACGGGAAGCGACGGCGGAGGAGGAGGCGGCGGCUGGCGGCGCUCGGGCACCACCGAAAUCCCACACGGGCGAGGGUGAAAGCGGCGCAAGCGGGGACCAUAUUUCGACGGGGCGGACGAAGCGCAGAGACGCGAACAGGUUGUGUGUGGCACGCAGACGUGCGCUGCUGGCUCGUCACGAGACAUGACGGCCGCCGAGAAUGUGUGCUACACGCUCAUCAACAUCCCCAGCGACUCGGAGCCUCCCACUGAGAUCAGCCUCAAGAAUGACUUGGAGAAGGGUGAUAUCCGUGCCAAGACAGAGGCGCUGAAGAAGGUGAUUGUGAUGAUCCUGAGUGGCGAUAAGUUGCCGGGGCUACUCAUGACAAUCAUCCGCUUCGUGCUGCCUCUGCAAGACCACACACUGAAGAAGCUCCUGCUUGUCUUCUGGGAGAUUGUGCCCAAGACGACGCCCGAUGGCAAGCUGCUGCAAGAGAUGAUCCUUGUGUGCGAUGCCUACAGGAAGGACCUGCAGCAUCCCAACGAGUUCAUCCGUGGCUCCACUCUGCGUUUCCUGUGCAAGCUGAAGGAGGCGGAGCUGCUGGAGCCGCUCAUGCCAGCGAUCCGCACAUGCCUGGAGCACCGGCACAACUACGUGCGGCGCAACGCCGUGCUCGCCAUCUACACCAUUUACCGAAACUUCGAGCACCUGAUCCCGGACGCCCCGGAGCUGAUACAUGACUUCCUGGUGAACGAGAAGGAUGCGAGCUGCAAGCGCAACGCCUUCAUGAUGCUCAUCCACGCUGACCAGGAUCGUGCCCUGGACUAUCUCAGCACCUGCAUCGACCAAGUGCAGACGUUUGGCGACAUCCUGCAACUCGUCAUUGUUGAGCUCAUCUACAAGGUGUGCCACGCCAACCCCACAGAGCGCGCCCGCUUCAUCCGCUGCAUCUACAACCUGCUGCAGUCGUCGAGCCCCGCGGUGCGGUACGAGGCGGCGGGGACGCUCGUCACGCUCUCCAGCGCCCCCACCGCCGUCAAGGCCGCGGCCCAGUGCUACAUUGACCUCAUUAUCAAGGAGAGUGACAACAACGUGAAGCUCAUUGUGCUCGAUCGCCUCAUCGAGCUGAAGGACCACCCGAGCCACGAGCGAGUGCUUCAGGACCUCGUGAUGGACAUCCUGCGUGUGCUGGGAACUCCCGACCUGGAGGUGCGCAGGAAGACUCUGCAGCUCGCGUUGGACUUGGUGUCCUCACGCAAUGUCGAGGAGCUGGUGAUCGUGCUGAAGAAGGAGGUGAUCAAGACCAACAACGUGACGGAGCACGAGGACACGGACAAGUUCCGCCAGCUCCUCGUGCGGACACUACACUCGUGCAGCGUGCGCUUCCCGGACGUGGCCGCCAGCAUUAUCCCCGUGCUGAUGGAGUUCCUGAGCGACACUAACGAGCUGGCGGCGGGCGACGUGCUGGUGUUCGUGCGGGAGGCCGUGCAGCUCUUCGAGGGCCUGCGGCCGCUCAUCAUCGAAAAGAUGCUCGAGGUCUUCCACUCCAUCAAGGCUGUCAAGAUCCAGCGCGGGGCGCUGUGGAUCCUAGGCGAGUACUGCAGCUCCAAGGAAGACAUCCAGAGUGUCAUGACGGAGGUGCGCCGCUCCAUCGGAGAGAUCCCCAUCGUGGAGACGGAGAUCAAGAAGGCCGCGGGUGAAAACAAGAUUGACGAAGAGGUGUCGACGGUGCCCGCGCAGAAGCUCGUCACCGAGAUGGGCACCUAUGCCACGCAGAGCGCUCUCAGCACGGCUCGUCCUUCCAAGAAGGAGGAGGAGAGGCCACCCCUGCGCGGGUUCCUCUUGGAAGGAGAUUUCUACGUGGGCGCAGCCAUGGCCACCACCCUCACCAAGCUGGCCCUGCGCUACAUUGCGCUGGUGGACGACAAGCGCAGGCAGAAUUCAUUUGUGGCAGAGGCGAUGCUGCUCAUGUCAAGCGUGCUGCACCUGGGCCGCUCGGCGCUGCCGAAGAAGCCGAUCACCGAGGACGACGUGGACCGCAUUGCACUGUGCCUGCGUGUGCUGUCCGAGCUCUCGCCGCUGCUCUCCGACAUCUUCAACAAGGAGUGCCGUCGCUCGCUCUCCAACAUGCUGUCUGCCAAGCUGGAGGAGGAGAAGCGAUCGCUCAAGAAGGAGAGUGAGAAGCGCACGGUGAGCGUGCAGGCCGACGACCCUAUCACAUUCAUGCAGCUCAUGGCCAAGAGCGAGAACUCCUCUAAGGAAGACCAGUUCCAACUGAGCCUGUUGGCCGCCACGGGCCACGCGCAGAAGAAGGAGGCCGCCGACCCCCUCUCCUCCAAGCUCAGCAAGGUGACGCAGCUGACGGGCUUCUCGGAUCCUGUGUAUGCCGAGGCAUACAUCCACAUCAACCAGUACGACAUCGUGCUGGACGUGCUGGUGGUGAACCAGACGAGCGACACGCUGCAGAACUGCACGCUGGAACUCGCCACCCUCGGGGACCUGAAGCUGGUGGAGAAGCCGUCGCCACUCACGCUGGCUCCCUACGACUUUGCCAACAUUAAGGCCAACGUGAAGGUGGCCUCCACCGAGAACGGCAUCAUCUUCGGCAACAUUGUGUACGACGUGACGGGCGCGGCGAGUGACAGGAACUGCGUCGUCCUCAACGACAUUCACAUCGACAUCAUGGACUACAUCCAGCCCGCCACUUGCUCUGAUGCUGAGUUCCGGCAGAUGUGGGCUGAGUUCGAGUGGGAGAAUAAGGUCACCGUGAGCACCAACAUCCUCGACCUCAUGGAAUACCUGAAGCACAUCCUCAAGUCCACCAACAUGAAAUGCCUCACUCCAGAAAAGUUUUCGCCGCAGGCACUGCUUGGGAACUGUGGCUUCAUGGCGGCGAACCUGUACGCACGCUCCAUCUUCGGGGAGGACGCGCUUGCCAACGUGAGCAUUGAGAAGCCCACGCACCUGGGCCCUGACGCCUCCGUCACCGGACACAUCCGCAUCCGUGCUAAAAGCCAGGGCAUGGCACUCAGCCUGGGAGACAAGAUUAACCUGUCCCAGAAGAAAGCUGCUGUGUGAGAGUUGGCACGGGCACUAAGAAAGGGAGUGGAUGGCACUGAUCUGCUGGAGUUGCCCCAUCACUGCUGACACCACCACCAAUAGAGUACUUAGCACCACGUGAGUUGGCUGCUGUUUCUAAAAACGGGAUUACCGUGGCUCUUGGCCCAAUGCGGUGUAGACAUGUUAAACGCCGUUUCGGAAGUUCUGACCAUAGAUGGUGGCUUUUGAAUUUGUACAAGUGACUGUUUUCCAGGUUUGCAUUAUUAGGGCAAACGAUCCUUUGAGUAACUUUAUGAAAUACACUUAUCUGUUGAACGAUUUUGUUUCUUGUGGUUUUGUUGGUAAAUCGGCAAUGUUAUAACAGCCCUUUAUAAACGGGAAAAAAUAAUUUGUGCAUUAAAACUAUCAUUCAUCGAAUUCUCAAAUAAUGAUCCACAUCUGUUGCACGGUUUUUUUUACAUUUUGCUAAAUUUAAUUCGAAGCCAUUUUAUUUCAUUCGUAUAAAGUGGGUUUGUUGAGAGUAAUUCAAGAUUAACAAUGGAAGGCUUUCAAAUAUCAUUGUGCAUUUGUCAUUAACUUACACUGGUGUUAAGCAAGGGCCACUGCCUAAAAUGGGGGGCUCUGUUGUAAGGGCCAUUGUCUAAAACGUUGGCCUAUUAUACAUCUUUGUUCUUAUGGCUGUUGAUGACAAAUGUGGUGCUGUUUCCGAUCGCAAACCACCGCCAAUGCAUUUCAGUAAUACUUUGUUUAUUUGGAAGGUUCAUAUAACGAACUCCAUCUUCCCAUUAACUAUUAUUAGUAUUUAACAAGUGUACUUAUGGAUAACUUGGGACAAUGCACCAAGACUUGCAGGCAAAAUCCCCUGAAGCUAUGGAUUAAAUUAAAACAGGAUUCAGCAACUGAGGUGCAUUGGGGAAUAGCAGAGGAUCAGCGAUGUGACCUCAUGGGACUAGCUGACAGCAACCACCUCAAUCAUCAGACUAAACCACUCCCCACCCCCCCCUUGACAACCUGGGCUUUAAGUCACUUCCACUGUUGCAGUGAGCAGACCGAUUCCAUACCCACAGUCAAGUGUCUGGUCAAGCAUGGGGUGGUGCUCAUCUCCAGAGGGCCUUGAGCCAGUGGUGAAAAUUCCAUAGUCCCAUGGCAAGAGUUAGUUUCUCCAGAGGACAACUGUUGAACUCCCAGUGUAACUCUGGCACAUUGACAGACUCCAUCCCCAAUGGAUAUUUUAAUGACGUGAGCUCUAACCAGUCCCACCUGCCUGGAAUUUAUUAUGCCCCAAUUGUGCAUUAAAAUAUUGUUAACUUUU
Messenger RNA from Petromyzon marinus (sea lamprey), 4460 nucleotides. RefSeq names its product coat protein complex I subunit beta 1 (gene COPB1). Gene Ontology annotation, molecular function: structural molecule activity. NCBI's taxonomy places the organism in Eukaryota, Metazoa, Chordata, Hyperoartia, Petromyzontiformes, Petromyzontidae. Gene Ontology annotation, biological process: intracellular protein transport; intra-Golgi vesicle-mediated transport; endoplasmic reticulum to Golgi vesicle-mediated transport. The record is from RefSeq and is a predicted model, not a curated record. Gene Ontology annotation, cellular component: cytoplasm; COPI vesicle coat.